Chondrus crispus (carragheen) is the source of this 1191-nucleotide messenger RNA. RefSeq lists its product as hypothetical. Gene Ontology annotation, cellular component: GID complex; nucleus; cytoplasm. The record is from RefSeq and is a predicted model, not a curated record. Gene Ontology annotation, molecular function: protein binding; ubiquitin protein ligase activity. Gene Ontology annotation, biological process: proteasome-mediated ubiquitin-dependent protein catabolic process. The coding region runs from base 1 to 1191 and encodes 396 amino acids. NCBI's taxonomy places the organism in Eukaryota, Rhodophyta, Florideophyceae, Gigartinales, Gigartinaceae. The transcript has a single exon.
AUGGAGUCUAUCGAGAACGAAUACGCCGCCAUGCGCAGGCGCCACCACCGCGCUGCCGCCGCCACUGAUGACGCCCUGCACCACAUCGCCCUCGCCCUGGAAGCGCAUCGCUCCCCCGCCUCCGCCGACGACAUGCAAGUAGACGUUUCCCCCGACCCCGACCCCGACCCGCAGCCUGGCGCCCAGCCCGACGCCGACUCCCCGCUCGACCAGCUGCGCCACCUGCACAAGCUGGCGAAGGGGCUGCAGGCCGCGCUGGUGCUGGACCACAAGUCGGUCGGCGCCACCAUCAACAAGCUGGGCCGCGCCAUCGACGCCGCCACCUUCCCGCACCUGGGCGGCCUGUGCGCGCCCAACGUCCGCCUCAACACGGCCAAAAUUAACGACGCCAUCGCCUCGCACCUCUUUCGCACGGGCCUGUUUGACAUCGGUCACUCGUUCCUCCGCGAGGCACACCUCCAGCUGCACGACGACCACAUCCGCCCGUUCCGACGCCUGCACGACAUCCUCACCGCCUUCCGCCACCAAGACCUGCGCCCGGCCAUAGCGUGGCGGGAGGAGAACGAAGACGCCUUGCGCGGCAGCGACGAGCAUCUGCUCUUCCGCCUGCACCGUCUGGCCUACUUGCAGAUCCUGGGAACGGGCGACCGCGAUGCCGCGCUGGCCUACGCCCGCGCCCACUUUGCCCACUUCCCGGACCACAUCACCAGCGUGCAGAGACUCAUGACCUGUCUAUUGUACGUGCACAAGCUUGCGGAGUCGCCCUAUCGCGACCUCGUGUCGCCUGCGCAUAGGGAUAGCAUUGAGCGCGCCCUGUCGAGAGAGUAUUGCCGCGCGCAGGGCAUGAAGCACGACCCGAGCUUGGUGACGGUGGUGCGAUGCGGGACCAAGGCGAUUCCGACGCUGAUCAAGGCGAGCCGCGUGGCGCCAACGCUGAGUGAUUUGGGUAUGGAUGAUGCGCUGCCCGUCGAGAUUGAUGUGGGCAGAGAGUGUCAGUUUCACUCAAUUUUCACCUGUCCCGUGUCCAAGGAAGAGGCGUCCGAGGGCAAUAACAUGCCCAUGAUGCUGCCUUGCGGGCAUGUGUUGUCCAACCAGUCUAUCUUGCGCUUGCCAAGAGGGAGUCAUCGGUUCAAGUGCCCGUAUUGUCCGAUGGAGCAAGUGGGCUCAGAGUGUAGGGAGGUUCAUUUCUAG